Messenger RNA from Kogia breviceps (pygmy sperm whale), 2028 nucleotides. The record is from RefSeq and is a predicted model, not a curated record. Lineage: Eukaryota; Metazoa; Chordata; Mammalia; Artiodactyla; Physeteridae.
UCAACCCGGUCGGUGCCCGGGAGUUCGGCAUGGCGAUCCCCGCGGCGUCCAUGGGGCCCUCGGCGCUGGGCCAGAGCGGUCCUGGCUCGAUGGCUCCCUGGUGCUCAGUGACCAGCGGCCCGACGCGCUACGUGCUCGGGAUGCAGGAGCUGUUCCGCGGCCACAGCAAGACGCGCGAGUUUCCGGCGCACAGCGCCAAGGUGCACUCGGUGGCCUGGAGCUGCGACGGGCGUCGCCUGGCCUCGGGGUCCUUCGACAAGACGGCCAGCGUCUUCCUGCUGGAGAAGGACCGGUUGGUCAAAGAGAACAAUUAUCGGGGACAUGGGGAUAGUGUGGACCAGCUCUGUUGGCAUCCAAGUAAUCCUGAUCUCUUUGUUACUGCAUCUGGAGACAAAACCAUUCGCAUCUGGGAUGUGAGGACUACAAAAUGCAUUGCCACUGUGAACACUAAAGGGGAGAACAUCAAUAUCUGCUGGAGUCCCGAUGGACAGACCAUUGCUGUAGGCAACAAGGAUGAUGUGGUGACGUUCAUUGAUGCCAAGACACAUCGUUCCAAAGCGGAGGAGCAGUUCAAGUUUGAGGUCAAUGAAAUCUCCUGGAACAAUGACAAUAACAUGUUCUUCCUGACAAAUGGCAAUGGUUGUAUCAACAUACUCAGCUACCCAGAGCUGAAGCCUGUGCAGUCUAUCAACGCCCAUCCAUCCAACUGCAUCUGUAUCAAGUUUGACCCCAUGGGGAAGUAUUUUGCUACAGGAAGCGCAGAUGCUUUGGUCAGCCUCUGGGAUGUAGAUGAGUUAGUGUGUGUUCGGUGCUUUUCCAGGCUGGAUUGGCCUGUGAGGACCCUCAGUUUUAGCCAUGAUGGGAAAAUGCUGGCGUCGGCAUCGGAAGAUCAUUUCAUCGACAUUGCUGAAGUAGAGACAGCAACAAAACAGAACUUGAAAAUAGAAAAAUGAGAGGUGAGUAUUCAUUUUACAAAAGAAUUUCUCCAGAUUUAUUUUUUAACGUAGCUUUAUUGUUUUUGGAAAUACAUGAUACUUUAUUAAAAGAAUUCAAACUAUAUAGAAAACUUCAAAGAAAGUAAAAAGCUUGACAUUCCACGAUUUAAAGAGUGCCACUCUUGAUAGCAUUUUGGUGAGCAUUGUCCAGCCAUCCAGACAUGCAGCUCCUUCAUGUCCCCUCGUGUUCAUGUGAUGGAGGAAUGCUCUCCUGCUGCUCCGGGGCCCUCCCUCCUCACCUGUAGGAUCUUACAGCUUUUACAUGGCGGUGGCUGUUGAGCUCUACUGCUGUUUUUAAUGGGAUUUAGAAUUCCAUUGGUUAUACCAGUAUAUACCUAAGCUACCCCACUCUUAGAUGGCUUCUGGUCUUUACACCAUUAUAAAUGAUUCUUUGAUGAGUACCAUUUUACUUAUGUAGUCAUCCUUUUGGGUAAACCAUUGAAUUGGGAUUGCUGAGUCCAAACUGCUCACAUCUUGUCAGGAACCAAACUUCCUUACAGAAGGGUUAUUGCAGUGUUUACUCUCAGCAGCGACGCAUGCAUGGAAUUAAAGGCCGAAAGGGAAAUGGAAGGGGAGUAGCAGCCUCCGACACCAUUUUUUAUGUCUGUGUAACACAGAAAUUUGCUCAGACAUGUGGCUACAGAUUGCCAGAUCCUAGCAUUAUGAAGAGCAGUUAACUGUCCCUGAAAUAGAUUACUUAAAGAAAAGAAACAACUAUAUACAAAGCAGAAACAGACUCACGGACAUAGAAAACAAACUUAUGGUUUGCUAAAGGGGAAAGGGAGUCGGGGGAGGGAUAAAUUAGGAGUAUGGGAUUAACAGAUACAAAAUACUCUAUGUAAAAUAAAUAAGCAACAUGGAUUCACUGUGUACUGCAGGGAACUAUAUUCAAUACCUUGUAAUAACUUGUAAUGGAAAGUGAUCUGACAAAAAAAGAAACAAAACAAAACAAAACUAAAUCACUUUGCUGUACAUGCUCUACACCUGAAACUAACACAGUAUUGUAAAUCAACUAUACUUCAAUAAAAAAAUC